CUGAAUUGUCCACAAUUUCGUUUCUGACUGAGUUAGCAUGCGGCUAACGUGCUAGCUAAACUGUCAGCAACAAUUAACCCUAAUGUUAGCUCGACGUGUUAUAUGACUAGCGCUUAGUUAUUUAGACAAAACUUCAAUCACUUAUGACGAUUUUCUUCUGCUGGGUCACUUUUUAUAAGUAAUUCCGGUGUUUGUGUCUAACUCUGUUUGGGGAUCUGUUUACCACCAUAGCCACGCCCAUAUUUUUACUUCAGCACGGAAAAAUGGGCCAAAAAAGAGAUUUAAAUGGCUCAUGAUGCUAAACAUGACGCUACCAGGAACCCAUUAUUCUCCAGUGUUGCCAUAUUCCACAACUGCAACCUACCUAGAGUGUACAAGGUUUUCAGUUCUCAGAGACAUGGCCAAGACAGGAAGUGGUAAAACUUUAGCACACACUUCUGCUCUGUCAGUCAUUAGAGGGACAGGAUGGCACUCAGUCCACUCCCUGUGAUGCUCUUGGUGAUUUCACUCAUACCAGUGGUCCAGGCUCAAGUAAAACCCAAACCGACUGUGAGAGUGAAUCCUCAGAGCUCCGUCUACACUGGAGACACCGUCACUCUGAGCUGUGAACUGCAGCAGGGGACUGGAUGGGCGUUUCACUGGUACAUAAAUAAUCAGUGGCUACGGAAUCUGAGCAGCGAAGAGAACACAUUUAAAGUGACAGUCUAUAAUGCAGGAGAAACAGAGUACAUGUGUUGGGCAUAUAGGAGAAACUACUACAAAGAGCACAGCUACUAUUACAAUGGCUCCUACUACACAGAGCUCAGUGAUCCUGUCAAGAUUACAGUGAGAGAGAGACCACAGGCAGUACUGAGUGUAUCUCCACACAGCUGGCUGACUGAAGGAGACUCAGUGACACUAAGCUGUGAAGUUACAGACUCCUCUACAGACUGGACAUUCAGCUGGUACACAGUUGUUCCCUACAGAGACGGAUUAACUGGAAUAAAUAAUAAUCAUGGCUAUAUUGUCUAUGUGGAGCUCCUCUCAGACAGCAGCAGAGGAUCUGGAGGCAAAUACACUCUCAGUCCUGCUGCUCUUAAACACACAGGAGUUUAUAUGUGCAGAGGAGAGAGAGGAGAACCAGCCCUUCACACACAGUACAGCAAUCUACAGCCACUAUGGAUCACUGGUGAAUCUCCUCCAGUCUCUCUGAUCAUCAAUCCCAGCAGAACUCAACACUUUACUAAUGACUCUCUCUCACUGAGCUCUGAGGACCAGAGUAAGUCUACUGGAUGGACAGUGAGACGAUACACACACAGUGAGAGAGUGUUAGAUUGUUCACACUGGGGAUCAAUUACAGGAUCUACAUGUAACAUCAGCUUCCUCUCCACAUACUACACUGGAGUUUACUGGUGUGUGUCUGAAUCUGGAAAAAACAGUAAUCCUAUCAACGUCACAGUGCAUGAUGGUGAGGUGAUCCUGGAGAGUCCUGUCCAUCCUGUGACUGAGGGACAUCCUCUGACUCUACGCUGUUUAUAUCACAACCCAAAUCCCUCAAACCUCCGAGCUGAUUUCUAUAAAGAUGGAUCAGUUCUCCAGAACCAGACUACAGGAGAGAUGAUCAUCCAAACUGUCUCAAAGUCAGAUGAAGGUUUCUACCAGUGUAAACACCCAGAGAGAGGAGAGUCACUGAAAAGCUGGGUCUCAGUCAGACGUCCUAGAUCCAGUGGAGGAACAUUAGGACUGGUUGUGGGUUUGGGAUUUUUGUUCAUCAACAUACUGAUAUUAAUGAUCCUGCUGUGGUCCUACAAAAGAAAAAAAGAUAUGCAGAAAACCAAUCAGAUAUCAGAACGGAAUCAGAGCCGGUCUGGAGCUGAAGACUCUCAGCCAGGACACACACCGCUACAGCGUGGUGAAGCUGCAGCUGAGAGCAAUGAAGCCAUUUACAAUCAGGUCAAGAAGAAAAAGCAGGCAAACAGAAAUAAUGUUGCAGAUGCUGAUGUGACUUAUGCUGAGAUUGAACUAAAACCAAUGAAAAAAGCCAAGACAAUAAAAGAAAAGAAAAGUGUGGUUGAUGACACAGUCUACUCAGAGCUAAAGCACAACAUGAAGCUUAGGCUCCUUCCCAGCCAGCGAGGUAACAAUCCAUGUCCAGAUUUCGUGUCCAGGGAUUUGGUCGCCGAGGCCCCCGCCUUCGACUGCCACCCAAUCCACAUUGCACCAGCCACUUAUGGUUCCUCCUGCAGGUGGUGGGCCCACAGGAGAUCGGCCCCAUGUCGCUCCUUCGGGCUGAGCCCGGCCGGGCCCCGUGGGGUAAGAUCCAGCCACCAGGCAUGCAAAAUAUUGACACAGAAAAUUACUUACUGAUUUGUUUCUGCGGUCACUGAUUCAACAAGUUAACAAAUAUAUAUCAACAGUGACAGUGAUAUCAGGAGAAAUGUAUUUAUAAAUGUAUUAAUUGUCUCUUUCUUUCUCUCUGCAGUGAGCCACACAUCUGUUCUGAUGAAGCUACAGUUAACAAACUGAUAGAAGGAAAACCUUUUAAAAAAUGAUGAAAAUUGUGUCAAUAGCAGGAGUAAAAGUAUAUCAUUGAGGGGAUGUAAGACAUUGUCCAGGAUGGACACUAGUUUGUUUAUUGUCCUCUUUUCCUUGAGUUAAUCAAAACAGUUGAGGGAGCAGCCCAGUACAGAGCCAGACUGGUAGAAGACACCAGAAUCUAGACAGCAGUAGAGUUUACUCAUGCAUUUCCUGUACACAGGAACAUUACUUUUUUAAUGCAACAUUUUUUUUUACUUUUUACUGCUUUUGUUUUUAUUCUCUUUUUUUAUAAACACAUGAGACAUAUUUGCAUAUUGUGAGCAUUUUUUUAUUGUUCAUAUUUUCAUCUUCACCAAUAACCUGAUUCUUUGUUUCUCACCUCACCAUUUUCGUUGAACUUAUGAUGCAGAUGGAUAUUACUGUAAACUGAAAUAUACAGAAGGGUAUGUGCUAUAAACAAAAUAUAUUGUUAUUACUAUAGACAGAAAUAUACAGGAGGAUAUGUACUAUGCACAUAAUAUAAUAUAUCAGGUGGGUAUAUGUGUGACAAGUGCAAUAUCUUUUAGGUUUGUUUUUAUUUUGAUGGGUGGAUUUCAGGUCCGAAGACAUGCCCACUGCUGCUGAGCUGCGCGUUAAAACUGAGCACACCUGUGCCACGCAAUUAGUGCGGCAUGUUCGUGGCUUUAUAAAAAGCACAUUUGAGUGGGGCUCUUAAAUUUCUCGUGUGUAUGCUAUGUGGGCAGAAAAAGGUCUUUUGUCUUGUAUCUUCCUGUUGCUUUCCCCUGGUGAGUCGCCUGCUUCAUUCCUUUAUUUUUCAGUCACGUAGCAUAGCGGGUCCUUUUUGCAAAGGAGGAAACUUUUUGAAAUGUUUUUUUUUUGUUGUUGUUGUUGUUUUUCAGGUGCGGCCAAAGAGCACUAGCUGUUUUGUCAGUGGCUGUUUUGUUAGUUGCUGUACUGCUUACUGCUGUUUUAUUUUGUUUGUUUAUGUAUUCAUUACUGGUUUACAGUCGGGACCAUUUGGACGUUGCAGCGGUGAACACACUGAUUUACAGAGUGUUUGUAAAGAUUGUUCUGCCCCUUUGACUAUGUCAGUAUUGCAUUGCUGUAUAUUCAUCCCUACUACAAGUUUAUUGAAUUAACCGGUUUUGUAUUUCUUAUCGCUUCAGCAGUUUCGGUGCUUUUUAAAUUAAUCUGUUUUUACCGGGUAUGCCAGGACUGUUAUUUGUAUUCUUCUUUUUUAUAAUUCUUUUUUUGUUUCCUUUGUUUCUAUGAGUGUAUGUAUACAGUAUAUAUCGACCUAUGACUAUCGGACGAUGAACUGUGAUUAGUGAGGCUUAACAGAGGGAGCGUAUAUUUUUGUCUUAUUUUUGGUUUAUCCCUUUUUAUUGGUUUAUCAAUGUGUUAAAUAUUAUGCACUGCUUUGUUGUGUGGUUUGUCCCUUCUGUAAAAGUAGACCUAAUCUAGUUUCUUCUCAUAUUUUAAAGUAUUUUUAAGAGCAAAUUAUUUUCUUUUUUGUAAAAUAAAUUUGUACUAUUUUUUUUGGAAAGUCAUGUCUUCAAUCCCAUCCGAACCAGCAGGGUCCUUCAUAUUAUUGUAAUUUCUUUUUUGGUUUAAUUAUUCUUUUUUUUUUUUGGUUUAACUUAUUUUCAUGGGUAACCCAGGUGCCAUCAUCGGUUCCUUUCCAUUCUCAAUACUUUAUCCAAAGGUUACAUAUACACUGGUAAGGCAAUGGUGAGCAGCAAUGCAAAAAAAAAGAAGAGCAAGUGUGCAAAUGAGCAUAGUUUUGUGAAGACAGUCCAUUAGCGCAAUUGUGAGGUGGGGGGGAUGUAACAGUGUAUAAAGGACAGUAGGAUCAGCGAGGGGCAGCGUUCCAUAAAGAGACAGCUCUAGGAAAAAAGCUGUUUUUUAGUCGGCUGGUCCUGGUCCGGAGGGACUUGAAACGCUUGCCGGAGGGCAGAAGAGAAAAUAGUCUAUGGGCGGGAUGAGAGGAGUCCUUAAGAAUGCUGCGAGCUCGACACAGACAGCGUUUCUUCUGGAUGUCCUUCAUGGCUGGAAGUGGAGUCCAUGUGAUGCGCUGGACAGUUUUCACCACCCGCUGCAAUGCCCUGCAUUCUGCAACAGGCUUGACCAGGCUGGAGGUGCUGGUAGUCCAGGACAGGUCCACCGAGAUGUGGAUCCCCAGGAACUUGAAACUGGAAACGCGCUCCCCAGCCAUCCCAUUGAUGUGGAUGUUGUCAUGUGUGCCUCCUGUCUCUUUCCUGAAGUCCAUAAUGAGCUCCUUUGUUUUGGAGGUGUUAAAGAGCAAGUUAUUGUCAUUACACCAUGUGGCUAGGUGCUGGAUCUCCUCCCUGUAGGCAGUCUCAUCAUUGUUGGUGAUGAGACCAUUCACUAUAGUGUCAUCUUCAAACUUGAUGGAGUUAGAUCCAUUCACAGGCCUGCGGUCAGAGGGAGAAGAGGAAGGGGCUCAGCACACAGCCCUGUGGUACAGCAGUGUUGGUGUUGGAGCAGAUAGUCUGAUCGAACCUGCUGGAGUCUGUUGGUCAGGAAGUCCAUAAUCUAAUUGCAUGUUGUGGUGUAAAUGCCCAGAUCUACUAAUUUGGCUAUUAACCUGGAUGGAAUGAUGGUGUUAAAUGCUGAGCUGAAGUCAACAAACAGCAUACAUGCAUGUGUUCUUAUUGUCCAAGUGUGUGAGCACAUGCAUCACACACUUUUAAUCAACUCAACAGGUGAAAAACAGAAGCUCUCUGCUGUUGGUUUGUGGACAGUCAUGGCUAAGACAAAGGAGCUCACUGAGGACCUGCGGCUGUGCAUUGUGGCUGUUCACAAAUCAGGAAAGGGCUAUAAGACCCUAUCUAAAUGUUUUGAAGUUCCAGUGGCUACAGUGCAAAGUAUUAUUUAAAAAAUCAAGAUGGGUCAUCAGGUAGUUUUAGCUGAUAUCUUCAACAUAUUAAAAGUACAUAAGGCUCAUGGGUACUGUAGUAUUUAGUUCACUGUCUGAUUUGACACACCAAAUAGAUCGAAAAACGUUUUUUUGUCAGAACAGAAACCAUAGCACAAUGGUUAGUACCCUACAAAAAAUAAGCAAUAAAAACAAGGAUAAAAUCACCUGGUUAAAUGUUGAGUAAUGAGCAAAAACAAUGCUUCCGAGUGGCAAAAUGGAAAAAUGUGGUGCAGACAUGAAAGAUGCUUCCUAUUAAAAUACAUUAGAUUGAAAGUUGUGCUGAGUCACACGAAAAAAGGAAGUUUGUGUCCAAUUAAACUUUGUGACUAUGUCACGAACAGCGGUGAGACUUUGUUGCAAUACAAGUUACUUCAGCCUACUUUCUCUCAGGAGUUGAGCACUGAACAAAUUGAUAGACUGAUGUUUUUAUUUAACAUUUAUCUGCAAUUUCUUGUUUGUGUUAAAGACACAUGGCACUAUUCCUGGUGUGAGUGGGAAAGGAAAAAAAAGUGUUUUAAUCACAACACACGGAAAUGUUUUUGUGACUUAAAUUAUUCAUUUUCACACUCAAAGUCAUAUAUAACAGUGUGUAAAUAACUGAAAUGUUAAGUCUUUUUAUAAUAAUAAAUGUGGACAGCGCCCUCUAUCUGUUUCACACUACAAAUUUAUUGGGACAUGAUGUGGGUAAGUUGUGUGCUUUGAGUGUUUUAAUUGUAAAAGUGAUUAAAACACAAAAGAUACUCUUCCGAUAUCAAGUAUUUUUGUAAUGAACAUGUUCUGGUCAUGUGAUCUACUAAUAAUUAAUGUGUGUGUGCAGCCACAAACCCUACAAGUGUUUAUAAUAAAGGUCAAAAACGAUCAGGACAAAAAAUAAGGAACACUG
Tachysurus fulvidraco (yellow catfish) is the source of this 6341-nucleotide messenger RNA. Its product is annotated as leukocyte immunoglobulin-like receptor subfamily B member 2. NCBI's taxonomy places the organism in Eukaryota, Metazoa, Chordata, Actinopteri, Siluriformes, Bagridae. The transcript has 14 exons. The record is from RefSeq and is a predicted model, not a curated record. Gene Ontology annotation, biological process: cell surface receptor signaling pathway. Gene Ontology annotation, molecular function: transmembrane signaling receptor activity. The coding region runs from base 466 to 2346 and encodes 626 amino acids.